AUGCUACCAAAGACGUGGUUUUCCGGCGCCCUUCUCGCCCUCGCCACGGUUUCCUCGGCUUUUACCCUCGAGGACCUGCACAUUGACGGCGUCAACCACUAUCUGCGCCACGGCAAGCGACAAGAAGCUGAGGGUACUGGCGCCGCCUCGUCGCCAGCUGCUCCUGCCUCGUCACCGCCUGCGCCAUCGCCGUCUUCGCAGCCUCCAGUCUCAACACCGCCACCGGUCGCAUCUCCAACACCCCAGCCACAGCCGUCCAGCGACAACAACAAUAACAACAACCCUUCUCCACCACCACAGACCUCAAACGACGUCCCCGCAAACACACCCACACCCACUCCCACCAGGGGCGAUGGCGGCAACAACAACAACAACAGCAACAACAAUAAUGGCCCUACCUCGAUAGGACGCACGACUGGAAACGGACCUGCCGUCACUUCCUCACCAUCUACCGUUAGGACCGCACCUAUCACUAGGACCUCGGAUCUCCUUUCUACCACCCUGCGCGAGUUCACCACCACCAUUGUCACAAUGAGCGGCGACCAGCAAAUCACGCAGGUCUCGACUGGCACCAGCACCUCUGUCGCCACCACGGGACAAGUCACCUUUACCGAAGCUCCCACAGAACAGCAGGGCAACAAUCAAGGCAGUGACGGAGGCAUCAGCGACUCCGACAAGAAGAUUAUUGGUGGUGUCGUUGGAGGUGUCGGAGGUGCUCUGCUCCUCGGUGGCAUUGCCCUUGUCUUUUGGCGCAUGAAGAAGCGCCAAGCACGUGUCCAGGCAGAUGACGAUGACCUCAUGGCCGGUACGGGCGCAGCCCUUGGUGACAAGCCGCAGAACAGCCCAGGGUCCACUCCCUACGGAUCCAACAUGGACCAGUACUCUAGCCCCGGAGGACGGCCCAACGCAGCGGCCAACUUCUAA
Bipolaris maydis ATCC 48331 is the source of this 924-nucleotide messenger RNA. RefSeq lists its product as uncharacterized. The record is from RefSeq and is a predicted model, not a curated record. NCBI's taxonomy places the organism in Eukaryota, Fungi, Ascomycota, Dothideomycetes, Pleosporales, Pleosporaceae.